AUGUAAUCUUUGAGUCAUUUGGAAUCAAGAUUAAGUAGUUUGUAGGACUUUAAUAAAAUAAAGGAUCCUUAGUCUGUAUUGGAAGAAGAAUUUAAUAAAUAGGAGACAUUAAAGAAAUAGAUAAAUGAUUAAAAUUCUUAAUUCAAUUUAAUUUUUUAGGAGAUAAGAAACAAUAAUAUAUAUAAAUAAAGAAUAUAUUAGAAAUUGAUAAAACAUGAAAUGGAAAUCAAACCUAUAAUUUUAGAGAAAGUGGAUUAGCAUUUAUAAACAAUUAGUAAGUUUGAUGAAUCAUAAUCAAUUUCAAGUUUAGAGACUACAAAAUAAUUAUAGAUUUCUAUUGAUGAAUUAAUUAAGUCUAUAAAUAAGAAAAAACAAUAGAUUUACCCUAUGGAACAUUAGAUGUAACUGUUGAAAUAUUAAUAAAAAUAAGCUGAAGAUGAAUUAAUUCUAGCUGAAUUUGAAAUGCUUAGAUCAAAAUAAUUAUUAUAAUCAAUGAAAACUAAAAUAUAAAGAUUAUAGAGCAGAAGAAAUCAAUAUUUACAAGAGUUAAUGGAUUAAAAUGAUCUUCAUAAAGCAAACACAGAAGAAUAAAAGAAAGAAUAUUAAGUAAUUUAAGAUCAUAUCAAUGAAUUAAAAAUAUAAAUACAUGACUAAAAAUUAUAAAUUGAAGAUUUGAAAUAAUAAGAGAGAUUCAAAUGGGAAUCUAGUGGCAAUUAAAUGAUAAUAAUUAAAAAUUAUUUAGCUAUGACAAAGUUAUAUGAAUUUUGUACAAAUUAAAUUUAAAAGAUUGAUAUCAGUUAAGAUUCUAAAAAUGAAAAUGAAGAAUCUGAAGAUUUAAUUAUUGAAUCUUCUGAAAAUUCCUUUUUAGAUGAUGGAGGAGUUUUUUAAACUUAAAUAAAGUAAACUUCACUUAAAUCUAAAUAAUCAAUUAAAUCUAUUAAUUCAAUUAAGAAGAAUUAAAAAAAGGCAAUAAAUUAUCAAUAAUCUUUAUAAAAUUUUAUUACUGCAAAAGAAUUGAUAUCAUAAGUAAAAUUGAAUGUAGAUAUCAAUAUAAUUGAAGAAAUCAUUCUUAAAGCUUAUGAAGAAUAAUCUAAUUUAUAAAGAUAAUUAGCAGAAUAACAUACAUUUCUUAUUGAAUAGAAGGGUGAAUGUAUUAAAGAAUAUAAUAAUAUAUAAUAAAAGGUAUAUAAUUAUAUUUUAUAAAUAUUUAGUUUUAACUUGAUGAUGGUAACAAUAAAGAAAGAAUAAUAAAAUGUUCAAGACCAUCUAAUGAUAAUUUUAAUUAAAAUGUAAUAACAUCAAAUAUUGCUUUAUCAAGUGUAACUAAUAAAUUAAAAAUUAUUUAAACAAUAAGUAGAAGAUAAUAAAUGGAAGAUUUAUUUCUAUGUAUGAAUAAUAGAGCUAGUAUUUUCUUGUAAAGAAUAAUAAAUAUUCUUCAUAAUAUAGCAUAAAGAAGUGAAAUUGCAAAUUAAGAUAUGAUUGAAAAAUAUUAAUAAGCUUAAAUGACUUUAAUGUUUGUGAAAUAAAAUUAAUAAUAAUUAUAAAUGAAUUUGGAUGAUUAUCCAGAAUUUAAAAAAUUGAAAAAAUCACAUAAUAUUACAUUAUUAUAUAAUGAUAAUCAAAUAUUUAAUGAAUUUAAGUAAUAUUGUUAAUAAAUAACAGAAAAUGAAAUUGAUGAUAAAGUAUUAUCUGAAAAUUUUGAUGCUUUUGUUUAGUUAUGUUUGAAUAGAAUAGCAUCUGAAAGUUAAUGCAUUUAUGAAUAAAUAGCUAUAAUAUGUAAUUAAAUAAAAAUAGAAACACAAUAAUUAAAACAUUUUUGUCAUAUAUCCUCUACAGAAUAAAUACCAUUACCUCACAUUGUUUAGAUGACUUACAAUAUGGCUGCAGAAAAGUUACAAAAUUAUACAGAUUCCAAAAUCAGUGAUCCUAAUAUUACUACAAAAAGAAAGCAAUUGGCGUAUUUGAAUUGGUAUUCAUUUUAGACGAAGAUCUUUGUUGUUAGAUGAAAGAAACUCAUAAUAAGGAGAGACAAAUGAAGAAAACUAUGAAAAAUAUUACAGUUAAAUAAAAAAUGGAAUAGAAAAUCCUUAAAUAAAAAGAGAUAUAUAAACAGAUUCUACUAUGGUAGCUAAGACUAGUUUACUUUAUGAUAAUUAUACUCCUCGUACUGAAUUCAUUAAAUAAAAUAGAUAAUUAACAUUAUCUUUAAAUAGAAUACAAUCAUGUAAAGAUAUAUAUAUAUAUAUAGUGAGUCAUAUUUAUCAUUAAAUAAAUAAUUAAGAAUUUAGUAAUAAUUUUAAACAUAAUAUACAUAGAGAACAGAAAACUAUUUAAUAUUUAACUAAUCAUAGUACUCAAACUAGACCAGGAAGUAAUAGUUUAGCUAUGAUGUCAACUUAUAGAUAAGAAUGUAGAACUGAACAUAAUAUUAAUAAUGAUAAAUCAAAGACUUUUAAAUAGAUAAAAAGUAAAUCAUAAAUAUCAAAAGUUAUAUUGAAUGAAGCCAAAAAAUAAAUGCAAAAAAUAAAAACAAUUAAUAAAUUAUAAUUUAACCAAUGA
Messenger RNA from Paramecium primaurelia, 2559 nucleotides. NCBI's taxonomy places the organism in Eukaryota, Ciliophora, Oligohymenophorea, Peniculida, Parameciidae. The record is from the annotation of a GenBank genome assembly.